UCUACACCGAAACUCGACAACGCAACCAUCCAAACACGCCUCCUUAGUUGGGAAAUUUCUACUACUAAAAUAUGCGAUACAAAACAAAAUGUCUGUAGAUCAAUGUUCCAGUGUGCGAGAAUGUCACUAGAAGUUCCGGAUCGGAAGAGGGUGAUGGAUGCGUUGAAUGUGAAAAAUGUAUUUUAGUUUUAAGAAAAACCUAAUUAUUGCCUAAUUAAUUUCUUAAGAGAAGGGACACGUCCUCGAAAGCCACGUCAUCUUAACACCGAAUUUCUUUCAGUCUGGUAGGUAAUGAGACUUUUCAAUUAUCCGGUGAAGGGAAGGGAAGAAAAGAGGAAGUGAGUGUUGCUUGCGUAGUAUCCAAGACAAGGAACACAAUAAUAAUUCGCCAAGCCAUUUCAAUUAUCUUUAAUUCCGUUUUAUUUUAUCUCCCGAUUUUUAUAAUUAUUGUUAUCAUUGGCGUUACAAUCUGAAAGUGUGAAGAGCGACGAAGAUGGCGGAAGAAAAAGAAUCAACAUCAAUUCCUCUCAGUCAAGGGGAUAAUGCAUCUCGCGAUGAUCCCGAAGACCCAGCCAAGUCUCCACCAAGCUCCCCCAACUCCUCCACUCGCAGGGCUUGCUGCUUUGUUCUCCAGAGUUGGGUCUCAAAGAAAUUUAUGACUGGAUGUGUAGUUCUUUUUCCAGUUGCUGUUACCUUCUUUGUUACAUGGUGGUUUAUUCAGUUUGUUGAUGGUUUUUUUAGUCCAUUAUACUCCAGGCUUGGCAUUAAUAUAUUUGGACUUGGUUUCAUUACAUCAUUAGCUUUUGUAUUUCUUAUUGGUGUUUUUGUUUCAUCAUGGAUGGGAGCUACUGUUUUCUGGAUUGGAGAAUGGUUCAUAAAGCGAAUGCCCCUUGUUAGGCAUAUAUACUCUGCAUCCAAGCAGAUUAGCGCUGCAAUAUCUCCAGAUCAAAAUACCACUGCCUUUAAAGAGGUAGCCAUUAUCCGUCAUCCACGUGUUGGGGAAUAUGCCUUUGGCUUUAUUACAUCAACUGUUACUCUACAGAAAGAUAAUGAAGAUGAAGAGCUUUGUAGCGUUUUUGUCCCUACGAACCAUCUGUAUAUUGGCGAUAUAUUUCUGGUUAACUCCAAAGAUAUUAUAAGACCAAAUCUUUCUAUUCGAGAAGGCAUAGAAAUCAUUGUUUCCGGGGGAAUGACUAUGCCGCAGUUGAUAACUCCGGUUGAAAGGGCUACUCGACCGAAUGAAAGAAUAUCUUUAAAUAGAAUUGGAUAAAGGAUUAAAUCCGUGGUUGGAACCAUGUGGGUGAUGGAAAUUAUCAGUCUGAACCUCCAUUUAUUUUAAUAUACGAAAUUUGUUGUUUAAUAUUUUGUUAACUAUUGUCUGUUCCAAGCUGCAAGAUAACUUGUAGAACUGUAGUUGUAAGCUUGUAAUCUCCUCCCUGUUUUUGCUCUACCAGUUAUACCCCAACUCCAGGCUGACACAUAUUAACUCCAAAGUAUUAAUAUAUGUUCGAAAGUCUGCGUGUUCUUAACAUUA
Vigna angularis (adzuki bean) is the source of this 1534-nucleotide messenger RNA. Its product is annotated as protein LIKE COV 2. The transcript is spliced from 7 exons. The coding region runs from base 494 to 1270 and encodes 258 amino acids. NCBI's taxonomy places the organism in Eukaryota, Viridiplantae, Streptophyta, Magnoliopsida, Fabales, Fabaceae. The record is from RefSeq and is a predicted model, not a curated record. Gene Ontology annotation, cellular component: Golgi apparatus.